UGUGUAUAUGUGUGUUUUUGUUACGAAUGUAUCUAUAUGCUUUGCGUUUGUUAACGUUUUCGAUUUUGUAUUUGUAAAUAAGAAAAGUAGUAAAAAUUGGUGAUCAGAGGAGAUGGAUCUGGAGAUGGGGCUGAGGUGCAAAUCUAGCCCAAAUAUAAGAAAUCCUUCUCACGAGCCUUCCUCGCCGUCUCCAUCACCGUCGCCGCGAACGCCGGCAUUGGUGGUUUCGAAUUCCAAUAAGUCGCUGGUGGGGUCGAACUCUGCUAAGUCUCUAUUAUCGCUUUCGAAUUCCGGGAAGGCUCUAUUGAUGUCCAGUCCCGGGAAGAAGAAGUACGUGAAACAGGUGACCGGCCGGCACAAUGACACGGAACUGCAUCUAGCGGCUCAGCGCGGGGAUGUGGCGUCAGUGAUGUUGAUCCUGGAGGAGAUUGACGCGCAGAUGCUCAAGACGAUGAGCGGAGCUGAGUUUGACGCGGAGGUGGCGGAGAUUAGAUCAGCGAUGGUGAAUGAGGUGAACGAGUUGGGGGAGACCGCCCUGUUCACCGCCGCCGAGAGGGGCUACAUUGAUGUGGUGAAGGAGUUGCUUCCGUACACCACCCAAGAGGGGAUUACUACUAAGAAUAGGUCAGGUUUCGAUCCAUUGCACAUUGCUGCCAAUCAAGGUCAUCAAGAUAUUGUAAAGUUGCUGUUGGAUCAUGAUCCGGGACUAAGCAUGACGAUUGGCCAAUCAAAUGUAACUCCUCUUAUAUCUGCAGCCACAAGAGGGCAUGUAGCAGUGGUUGAGGAAUUACUCAAAACGAAUUCUUGUUUGUUAGAGAUCACCAAAUCCAAUGGAAAGAACGCAUUACAUUUUGCUGCACGCCAGGGGCAUAUAGAUGUUGUUAAAGCGUUGCUUCAAAAGGAUCCACAGCUUAUACGAAGAACUGAUAAGAAAGGACAAACUGCACUGCACAUGGCUGUAAAAGGCACUAGCUGUAGAGUGGUAAGGUUUCUUCUGCAAAAAGAUGCAGCGGCUGUUAUGCUUCCCGACAAGUAUGGUAAUAAUGCUCUACAUGUUGCCACAAGGAAAAAGAGGGUUGAGAUAGUGAAUGAGCUAUUGCAGCUCCGUGAUACAAAUGUUAACGCAAUGACAAGAGACAAUAAAACAGCACUUGACAUAGCUGAAGGGCUUCCUCUCUCUGAAGAAAUUGCAGAGAUAAAGGAAAGCUUGGCCCGUAUUGGUGCUAUUAGAGGAAAUGAACUGAAACAGCCACGUGAUGAGCUUAGGGAAACUGUCACAGAAAUUAAGAAAGGUGUACGCACACAGCUUGAACAAGCUCGGGAGACUAACCAGAACAUGAAUGGUAUUGCCAAGGAGCUUAGGAAGCUCCAUAGAGAAGGAAUCAACAAUGCUACUAAUUCAGUCACUGUUGUCGCUGUGCUGUUUGCUACAGUUGCCUUUUCAGCUAUUUUUACAGUUCCUGGAGGGGAUGAUGAAGACGGAAAGGCAAUUAUGGCAGGCACCGCAGCUUUUAAGAUUUUUUUCAUCUCUAACGCUGUUGCACUCUUCACAUCCUUGGCUGUCGUGGUUGUACAAAUCACAGUGGUCAGGCGAGAAGUAAAAUCUGAAAGAAGGGUUGUUGAGGUGAUCAAUAAAUUGAUGUGGUUGGCCUCUGUUUGCACCACACUUGCGUUUGUUUCAUCUGCAUACAUAGUUGUUGGAAAACGUAACAGGUCUGCUGCAAUUCUAGUUACAGCUAUUGGAGGAAUCAUUAUGGCCGGUGUUCUAGGUGCCAUGACUUACUACGUGGUGAAAUAUAAAAUGAUAAGGAAAGUAAGGAAAAGAGAGAAGUAUUCAAGGAGUUCUGGGAACAAUUCAUUGCGUAACUCAGAUUUUUCUGAUUCGGAAGUCAACUCAAUAUAUGCAAUCUGAUGACUUCCCUUAACUUGGGCUGCUGUCCUUGUUGUUUUAUUUUUUCUUUCUCGUGAGGCCCUUUGAAGAUACAAGGGCUGCAAAAAGAUCCUAGGAAGUCUCCGUUGUAAAUAUUGGAGUUGCAAUUAAGCACUGUUGUAUAUGGACAAAUCCCUUCAAACUGACCUAUUUUUGUAUACAAGGGCAUACACACAUAGUGUAUGUUCGGGCGUUUUGUAUGAAUGCCAAGUUGCUGAGUUUUCCUUCUUUUCA
This is a messenger RNA of Ipomoea nil (Japanese morning glory), 2164 nucleotides long. RefSeq names its product ankyrin repeat-containing protein ITN1-like. Gene Ontology annotation, cellular component: plasma membrane. The transcript is spliced from 3 exons. Gene Ontology annotation, molecular function: protein phosphatase regulator activity; protein phosphatase 1 binding. The coding region runs from base 113 to 1912 and encodes 599 amino acids. Lineage: Eukaryota; Viridiplantae; Streptophyta; Magnoliopsida; Solanales; Convolvulaceae. The record is from RefSeq and is a predicted model, not a curated record.